UUCAUUUUAGCAAUCUCGGAAGGAUGACAGGCUGAGUUGACCUUGAUCCCCUGGAUGGGAUUGAACUCACAAUCUUGUGGUUUGUGAGUGAGUGGUUGCAGUACAGGCAUUUAACCGCUGUGCCACCACAGGGCUCCUAAAAACUGCUAACAAUUUGUGUUGGAAAUGUGGUAAAUAUGUUGGAAUAUUUUUUUCAUAUGUGGUGGGGUUGUAGCAAAGUAAAAAAAUACUGGCUCAUGAUUUGAGCCAAAAUGAAGAUAAUUUAACAAAAAAAAAAAAAACAAAAAAAAAAAAAAACCUCAAGCCCUGGCUUUUUCUUACUUGGAUUGUUUAACUUUGAAACCAAAAUUAAGAAAGAUAUUAAAACUUCUCUUGGUUAAGUGUUAGAAAACACCAAACAUUCUUAUGGAGGAGGAGUGGAUUGAAAAACUUGUGGACGUAACAAAAAUGGACAAAAUGACAUACAUACUUGAAGGUUCUUGGCUUUGUUUUCUUAGUGAUGUAUUUCUCAAGUACAGUCCACAUUCUCUGGGAAGCAAACCAAGGAAUUCAGCAGGGUGCAGGAGUCAUCAUCAGCCCUGCUUUACAGCUGUUCACUAUGGUCCUGGUUAUAUUUCUAACCCAGAUGGAACGACAGAAAGGUGUCCAAUCUUCAGGCAUUCUGUUGAUGUAUUGGUUACUCUCUUUUCUCUCCACUACAGUUUCGCUUAGCUCCAAAAUACAACAUGUUCUGGAAGAUGGUUUCGGAAGAGAUCCCUUCCAUAAUGUUACCUCAUAUAUUUAUUUCACCUUGGUCUUGUUGGAACUUGUGCUCUGCUGCAUUGUAGAUCAGCCUCCGUUCUUCUUUAAAGUUGCCAUUGACACUAACCCAUGUCCUGAAUCCAGAGCCUCUUUUCUUUCCAAAAUCACAUUUUGGUGGUUUGCAAGGAUGAUCUGGAAAGGAUAUUGGAAACCACUACAAACAGAAGACUUGUGGUCAUUAGCGAAAGAAAACUCCUCUGAAGAGAUUGUUACCAAGUUUGAAGAUGCCUGGGAAAAGAAUCAUGCAAGAGCUGAGCAAAUUUUGGAAUUUAUGAAACAUAAACAAGAGCAAGGAAAUAGACAAGAGGUUGAUGAAACUCCCAUCCUGCUUCAACAAGAAAAUAGCAAAAGCAAACCAUUGCUGAAAGCUUUCUGGAGUGUAUUUGGGACAUAUUUUCUUCUUGGGACUCUCUGCUUAGUUAUUGGUGAUGUCUUCUUGUUUUUGGUUCCAAAGACAUUAAGUAUUUUCCUAGAUUUCAUCACUGUUCCAGAAUCUCCUUCUUGGAAAGGCUAUCUCUGUGCUGCAGUGAUGUUCCUCUUAGCUUGUCUCCGGACAUUGUUUGAACAGCAGUACAUGUACAUGUGUCUUGUCUUGGGAGUGAGAUUAAAAACAGCAAUUACAGGCCUUAUUUAUCGGAAGGUCUUAAUUAUGUCGAAUGCAGCCAAGAAAGCAACAACAGUGGGUGAAAUUGUGAACUUAGUGUCUGUCGACAUGCAAAAACUAAUGGACCUCAUUAUCUAUUUUAAUGGGAUUUGGCUUGCCCCCAUCCGAAUUAUCAUCUGCUUUGUCUUUCUUUGGCAGCUCCUGGGACCAUCUGCUUUGAUGGCAGUGAUUGUUUUUUUAUUUCUCUUGCCACUGAACUUUGUUAUCUCCAAGAAGAGAACCCAAUUCCAGGAAGUUCAGAUGAAACAUAAGGACAAUCGUGCAAAACUUACCAGUGCUAUUCUCGGUGAUAUUAAAAUCCUCAAGCUACAUGGUUGGGAGAAGACGUUUGUGAGCAGAGUGUUGAGUAUACGAACUCAAGAACUGCAAGCUCUCAAGAUGUCUCAGUUUCUCUUCUCAGCAUCUCUCACUUCUUUCCAAUCAUCAACAUUUCUGAUUUCAUUCAUCAUGUUCACAGUCUAUACGUUGGCAGAUAAGGGAAACAUUUUAAAUGCCCAGAAAGCCUUUGUCUCUCUGGCUCUAAUCAACAUACUCAACACAGCCCAUUCUUUUCUUCCAUUUUCCAUUAACUCUGUGGUACAGGCAAAAGUUUCCAUAAACCGUUUAGCUGCUUUUCUUUCUCUUGAAGAUCUGGAUCAAACUAAAGCAGAGUCUGGUUCUUUAGAUGGCACUAAGGAUUGUAUUGCUAUAAGGAAUGGAACUUUCACCUGGGGCAGAGAAAGCCCUCCAUGCCUUAAAAGGAUCAAUCUAACCGUAGCCCAAGGCAGUCUGUGUGUUGUGAUUGGCCCAGUUGGUGCUGGGAAAUCUUCACUGCUCUCAGCAUUACUUGGUGAACUACAAAAAACAGAAGGCUCUUUAACAAUGAAGGGCACAGUAGCAUUUGUUCCUCAGGAAUCUUGGAUCCAAAAUGCUUCAGUGGAAGACAAUAUCAUAUUUGGAGAAAAAGUGGACAGAAAGUGGUACAACAGGGUGGUUGAAGCUUGUGCACUGCAGCUGGACCUGGAUAGCUUCCUGGCUGGAAGUCAGACAGAAAUAGGAGAGAAGGGAAUAAAUCUUUCUGGGGGACAGAAGCAGAGGUUUAGCUUGGCUCGUGCGGUUUACAAGAAGGCAGCGGUUUACCUUUUGGAUGACCCCUUUUCUGCAGUGGAUGCUCAGGUUGGCCAGCACAUCUUUGAGCAAGUUAUUGGACCAAACGGUUUAUUGAAAAACAAGACACGUAUUCUGGUGACUAAUGCAGUCCAUCUUUUGUCCAAAGUGGAUAAUAUUAUAGUGAUUAUGAAUGGAGAGAUCUCAGAAACAGGCUCUUGGCAAGAACUUGUGGAAAGACAAGGAACAUUUGUAGAAUUCUUGAAAUCACAUAGUGCAGAAAAGAAAGAGGACCAGAAUUUGCAAGAGAGAUUGAAAACAGCUGAUUCCACUGCUUCAAGAAGUGCUGAGAAUUUCCCCAAAAGAAAUAUAGCUUACUCAAGAAAACAUGAAGAAUCUACUAAGAGAGAUGGUUACAGACCCUCGGAUAUGGGAACAGCAGAACUGGUGGAAGAAGGCAAAGGACAAAUAACUGGAAGGGUUAAGACUUCCAUAUAUCUGAGCUACCUGGGAGUGACUGGGUCUCUCAUCUGGGCCUACAUCAUCCUUUUGUUCACUUUCCAGCAAGUUGCCUCGUUUUGCCGUGGCUACUGGCUCAGCCUGUGGGCUAAUGACCCUAUUGUCAAUGGAACCCAGCAACAUACUGAGCUCCGUGUCAGUGUCUUCUUUUUCUUGGGAUUUGCUCAAGCCCUUGGAAAGUUUGGGUCAAUAGCCACAGUGUUCUUGGCUGGGACAGUGGCAUCCCACAAAUUCUUCCAGCAGCUGCUAUGGGAUGUUGUCUGGUCUCCAAUGGCAUUCUUUGAACAGACACCCAGUGGUAACCUCUUCAACUGCUUCUCCAAAGAAAUGGAUGCCAUUGAUUCCAUCAUCCCAGAGAAACUGAAGUCUCUGCUUGGUUUCCUUUUUAAUCUGUUGGAGAUAUACAUUGUGAUCAUUGUGGCUACACCAAUAGCUGUGGUGGCGAUAGUUCCUCUGACAAUCUUGUAUGUUGUGUUCCAGAGCUUCUUCAUUGCCACUUCAUGCCAACUGAAACGCCUGGAAACUGCAAGCCGUUCACCCAUUUAUUCUAACAUUUCUGAGACUUUUCAAGGGCUCAGCAUCAUCCGUGCAUACAAAGCUCAGCAGCGUUUUAUUUUGCAAAAUGAUUUCAGUGUGGAUGAAAACCAACGAGCAUCUUUCCCUGCUGUGGUGGCUGACAGAUGGCUUGCCACAAACAUAGAAUUCUUAGGGAAUAGCAUCGUCCUGUUUGCAACUUUGCUUGCUGUGAUAAGCAAGCAACGCCUCAGUCCAGGGCUUGUGGGGUUUUCCAUUUCCUGUGCUCUGCAGAUAACAGGCAUUUUGAACUGGAUGGUGCGUGCUUUGGCAGAGAUGGACAACAACAUUGUGUCUGUAGAGAGAGUGAAAGAUUAUUCACAGACACUCAAAGAAGCUCCUUGGACUUCAGACAAUAAGCUUCAAUAUGAGAACUGGCCUACAGAAGGAAAUAUUGAAUUUCGAGGAUAUAGCUUACGCUAUAGGUCAGACUUAGAGUUCGCACUGAAGAAUGUCAGCAUACAGAUCAAUGGACCAAAAAAGGUUGGUAUAGCUGGAAGGACAGGUGCUGGGAAAUCUUCUCUUGCAAUGGGCCUUCUGAGACUAGUGGAAGCUGCUGAAGGAGAGAUCUUGAUUGAUGGAAUCAACAUUGCCCAAAUUGGUCUGCAUGAACUGAGAAGCAAGGUUACAAUUAUCCCUCAGGAUCCUGUUUUGUUUUCUGGGUCUCUGAGAAUGAAUGUUGAUCCCUUGAAUGAACACUCUGAUGAAGACAUCUGGACCGCUUUGGAACUGAUGCUGCUGAAGGGCUUUAUUCUGGAUCUCCCUGAUCAGUUGUCCUAUGAGUGUUCUGAAAGAGGUGGAAAUCUGAGUGUUGGCCAGCGGCAGCUCAUCUGCCUGACACGAGCACUGCUUCAGAAACGCAAAAUUAUCUUUCUGGAUGAGGCCACGGCAGCUUUGGAUCUUGAAACAGAUCUCCAGAUUCAAUCUACCAUAAGGACUCAGUUUAGGAACUGCACAGUUCUUACAAUAGCCCACCGCAUCAGCACUCUUAUGGACUGUGACAGAAUUAUAGUUAUGGAAAGUGGUCAGGUGGCAGAAUUUGACACUCCACUGAACUUAAUAUCCCAGAAGGGACUAUUCUACAGAAUGGCUGAAGAAUCAGGGCUGGUGUGAUGUCUGAACUCAAGGAAUAAAUUGUUCAGAAAGAUCAAAGCAAGAAAUGAACCAGAACUCACUUGAAAAAAAGGUCUCUGCUGGGUCUGAAACAGCCCUGUUUGAUGUCAAUAAGAUAGCAAAAUUGCCCUCCCUUCUCCUCUAUAGCAGUGCUUAUCAAAGUGGUGGUCCCUGGAGGAGUUUCCAGAAAAGAAAGAAAUUAUUGUUAUUGUUAUUAUUAUAACUACAUUUUCUUAUAUCCUACCUUUCUCC
This is a messenger RNA of Sceloporus undulatus (fence lizard), 5008 nucleotides long. It is a transcript of the gene ABCC6, whose product is annotated as ATP binding cassette subfamily C member 6. Gene Ontology annotation, molecular function: ATP binding; ABC-type transporter activity; ATP hydrolysis activity. Bases 500 to 4756 code for a protein of 1418 amino acids. Gene Ontology annotation, biological process: transmembrane transport. Gene Ontology annotation, cellular component: membrane. Lineage: Eukaryota; Metazoa; Chordata; Lepidosauria; Squamata; Phrynosomatidae. The transcript is spliced from 30 exons. The record is from RefSeq and is a predicted model, not a curated record.